This is a messenger RNA of Australozyma saopauloensis, 507 nucleotides long. RefSeq names its product E2 ubiquitin-conjugating protein (gene RAD6). Lineage: Eukaryota; Fungi; Ascomycota; Pichiomycetes; Serinales; Metschnikowiaceae. The coding region runs from base 1 to 507 and encodes 168 amino acids. Gene Ontology annotation, biological process: protein polyubiquitination; DNA repair; proteasome-mediated ubiquitin-dependent protein catabolic process. Gene Ontology annotation, cellular component: HULC complex. The record is from RefSeq and is a predicted model, not a curated record. The transcript has a single exon. Gene Ontology annotation, molecular function: ubiquitin conjugating enzyme activity.
AUGUCCACUCCUGCCAAAAGAAGACUCAUGAGAGACUUCAAGAGAAUCCAGCUGGAUGCCCCAAGUGGCGUUUCGGCCUCGCCUGUUCCUGACAAUGUGAUGUAUUGGAACGCCGUUAUUAUAGGGCCAGCCGAUACGCCGUUUGAGGACGGAACGUUCCGCUUGGCCAUGCAAUUCGACGAACAGUAUCCGAACAAACCGCCACUGGUGAAGUUUUUGAGCACAAUGUUCCAUCCCAACGUAUAUGCCACCGGCGAGUUGUGUCUAGAUAUUUUGCAGAACAGAUGGUCGCCAACGUAUGAUGUGUCCAGUAUUUUGACCUCGAUCCAGUCGCUUUUGAACGAUCCCAAUAUCUCAUCUCCUGCCAACGUGGAGGCUGCCAAUUUGUACAAAGACCACCGUUCCCAGUACGUCAAGCGUGUACGUGAGACAGUAGAAAACAGCUGGAACGAGGAUGACAGUGACGAGGAUGAGGAUGGAGAAGACGAGGAAGACGAUGAUGAGUGA